Molecule: messenger RNA, 1408 nt
Organism: Telopea speciosissima
Lineage: Eukaryota; Viridiplantae; Streptophyta; Magnoliopsida; Proteales; Proteaceae
Product: ELMO domain-containing protein C-like
Exons: 10
Coding region: 262-1209 (315 amino acids)
Source: RefSeq, a predicted model, not a curated record
UCGUAUUCGAAUCCCAACUUAUACUUUAAUUUACUUCAUUUGCUUCCUUAGAAAUUAAUAUUCUCUCUGUUACAUGCCGUGUUCUCUGAUUUUUUCGACUUUAAUGUCAAAAUUGGAGGAGCCGGUGGGGUAGAAACUGGUUUUGGUUUCUGGGUAUCAAUCAGAAAUCUCAGCAGGAGGUCUUGUUCUAGCUGUCGUUGCGAAGAAUUCUUUGUAUUCUUGUCUUCGGAAUUAUUAGUGAAGCCUCGAUAAGCUCAUCUCAUGAGAUCAGGAUCUUUGAGGAGAAGACUCCAUCAUGGAGAUGUUGAUGGGAGAGGGAAUGAACAUCUGGAAACAUCAGGAUUGGAAAGCCUAAGUGAGCCCUUACUAGGGAACUCUGACUAUGACAGUAGGCCCACAGAGGUAUACACUCUAGAAGAUCUUUGGGAAGCUGAAAGAAGAAAGGAACGCCUCCACUGGACUUUUUUUUUUUCCCAGUUGAUUGCUCAAUGGGCACAAUGGUUGGCAAAUAUUGUCCUUGGAUCUGGAUCACUUCUUGGAAGGUUUAUAACUCUCCCUUCUGGCUCUCAUAAUGGACAUGAUUGGAGGAUUAGUCCUUUACAAGAAGAAAGACUCAGAAAUAUACAGCAAAGAUUGGAAGUAUCUUUUGAUGGCUCUCAUUUGGAACAUCAAGAUGCACUUAAACAACUAUGGAGGUUAGCUUAUCCUGAUAGAGAACUCCCAUCUCUUAAAUCGGAGCUUUGGAAGGAUAUGGGUUGGCAAGGUCCAGAUCCUUCAACAGAUUUUAGGGGUGGUGGAUUUAUUUCAUUGGAGAAUCUGAUCUUCUUUGCGGGGAAAUAUCCGGAUGCGUUUCAAAAGCUGUUGCACAAAAAAAAAGGAAAAAGAGCUGAGUGGGAGUAUCCUUUUGCAGUAGCAGGCAUCAAUAUAUCUUUUAUGUUGGUUCAAAUGUUGGAUUUGCAAUCAGGAAAGCCAACAUCUCUGGCGGGAAUCCGGUUCUUAGAUUUUCUAAGAGAAGAUGAAAUGGCUUUUGAUAAUCUUUUCUGUGUUGCGUUUGAGAUGAUGGAUGCCCAAUGGCUUGCAAAACGUGCUACUUACAUGGAAUUCAAUGAGGUUCUGAAGUCCACAAGAACACAGUUGGAGCGUGAGCUUGCUCUCGAAGAUGUCACCAAUGUGAAGGACUUACCUGCAUACAACUUGUUGAAAUGGUAGCCAGCCACUUUUUGUCUGGCUUAUGAAGGUAUAAAACAUUUUAACCUCUGUAAUAUAUGAAGAUUUUAAUUCAGCUUGAUGUUUUCCCAUGAUAUAUUAUAUUUAUGUGAGAAUGUUUUUAGUUCAAUUACCAUAACCCCAUUUUAAUCUGUAAAUGACUACAUUAUAAAAGAAAAAUUCCCUAUUGAGUUUCCAUCAG